Otolemur garnettii (small-eared galago) is the source of this 506-nucleotide messenger RNA. It is a transcript of the gene CCL14, whose product is annotated as C-C motif chemokine ligand 14. Gene Ontology annotation, biological process: neutrophil chemotaxis; chemokine-mediated signaling pathway; lymphocyte chemotaxis. The coding region runs from base 71 to 361 and encodes 96 amino acids. Gene Ontology annotation, molecular function: CCR chemokine receptor binding; chemokine activity. The transcript has 3 exons. Gene Ontology annotation, cellular component: extracellular region. The record is from RefSeq and is a predicted model, not a curated record. NCBI's taxonomy places the organism in Eukaryota, Metazoa, Chordata, Mammalia, Primates, Galagidae.
AGUCCUCAACCCUGAGGAGUCUCAGAAUACCCCGCAGGCCAGAUUUCCUCCUGCAGCAGCUCCCCACAGGAUGAAGGUCUCCAUGGCUGCCCUCUCCUUGCUCUUGCUCCUGCUCCUCGGCGCCACCGCCCCAGGGGCCAGAGCUAAGUCCUCCUCACGAGGACCUUACCACCCCGCCGAGUGCUGUUUCACCUAUGCUACCCGUGAGCUCCCACGUCACCGCAUUUCGGAUUAUUAUGAGACCAGCAGCCAGUGCUCCAAGCCUGGAAUUGUCUUCAUCACUAAAAAGGGCCAUUAUAUCUGCGGCAACCCUAGUGACAAGUGGGUCCAGGACUACAUCAAGGACAUGGAGGAGAACUGAGUGACCCAGAGGCAGUGGGACAAGUGCAGAUCAGAGCUCUAAAGAGGAAAAGGCCCCUCUGCUGCCCCCGGCUCUCAGCCCCAGCCACCCCCUGCAAGCUGCCCUGCCUUGAAUUAAAAAACAUUCAUGCUUUUCAUUCCCUUCA